AUGAAGACCAUCUUCACCAACGGCCGCAUAUUCGCGCCCUCGUCAAACGAUCUAAACGCAGACAAUGCAUUUGCGGAAUCAAUGGUCAUUGAAGACGACCACAUUGUCAAUGUGGGUGUACAGGACAAGGCUCCCUCUGGAGACUAUACAAUCGACUUGAAUCGCCGAAUUGUCGUGCCCGGCUUCAUCGACGGCCACGUGCACAUCCUCAACUUUGGUCUGUCCUUGGGCAAGCUCGACUUGAUGGACUGUACAUGUCUAGAGGACAUUCAGGCGGCCAUUAGAUCAUUUGCAGCAAGUCAUCCUACUGCGCCUCGUCUUCUCUGCCGAGCAUGGAUUCAAUCAACAACCAGUGGCGUUGCUCUGGCAAGUAUGCUUGACGACUUGGACCCUCGACCGAUUCAUAUCGAAUCCCUCGAUUUACACUCAGUCUGGUGCAAUUCGGCAGCCUUAGAAGAAAUGGGUAUCUCCUCUACCCGCGAUCCACCUGGCGGAACGAUCCACCGGGAUGAGACCGGAAGACCAUCGGGCCUCCUGAGCGAAAGUGCCGUGAUCGACAUCGUCUGGCCAUUUCUCGCAAGCAUCACCACGCAAGAGGAAAAGCUAGAGGCCCUGGGCCGAGCUUUCACUGCAUACACACAAGCAGGGUACACCGGCCUCGUCGACAUGGCCAUGGACGAAACCACGUGGGACGUCCUCCAGCUCUACCGACAACGUCACGAUCCCCCCCUGCACAUCGCAGCAUACUGGCUCGUCCCCUUUUCCCAGAACGAAGAAACCAAUUUUAGCCAUGUUGACCGCGCGAUCCAGCUACACGCCGAGUUCCACCCCACCAAAUCACCCAACUUCUGCAUCAUGGGCAUAAAGCUCAUCUGCGACGGUGUCGUCGACGGCUGCACAGCGGCGCUCAGCCAGCCAUACGGCAGCCUUACCGACCCGGUCGAGCCCAUCUGGCCCGCGGAGAUGCUGAAAGCCGUCGUCCAGCGCGCAGACCAAGCCGGCCUGCAAUGCGCCAUCCACGCCAUCGGUGACAAAGCCGUGACGCAAGCCAUCGAUGUCCUCGCGGAGGUGGGCACCCCCGGCCGCCGUCACCGCAUCGAGCAUCUGGAGCUGGCUGCCCCCGAGGACGCAAGACGGUUGGGGGAGUUGGGGAUAAUCGCGUCAGUGCAGCCGGUCCACUCGGAUCCGGUUUUGUUCCGUGCGUGGCCGGAGUUGAUCGGUGAGCGCUGCCAGAGGGCUUUUGCGUAUAGCGAGUUUGUGGAUGGAGGGGCGAGGCUUGCAAUGGGGACGGAUGCGCCUACGGCGGCUCAUUUGCCGUUGCCGAAUCUGUAUAAUGCGACGACGAGGCGUUCGGCAUUGGAACCAGGCGAGCCAGCCGCUACGAAUCCGCGUUUCGGAUUAGGGCUGGCGGAGGCUGUCACGGCUGCGACGGAAGGGGCGGCGUAUGCGAGAUUUGCAGAGGGGUGGACGGGGUGCUUAAGGGAAGGCCGUAGCGCGGAUUUUGUGGUGUUAGAUAUGCAGUGGGAAGCGGAAGAGUUGUUGGAGGGUAAGGUGUGCGAGACUUGGUUCGGAGGGAAGAGGGUAUACAGUGUAGAAAGAUGA
Molecule: messenger RNA, 1602 nt
Organism: Aspergillus fumigatus Af293
Lineage: Eukaryota; Fungi; Ascomycota; Eurotiomycetes; Eurotiales; Aspergillaceae
Product: amidohydrolase family protein
Exons: 1
Coding region: 1-1602 (533 amino acids)
Molecular function (GO): hydrolase activity, acting on carbon-nitrogen (but not peptide) bonds
Source: RefSeq, a predicted model, not a curated record